AUGGCUGCUCCGGCGAAGGCAUCGUGGAUGGUGGCCAUGAGCGUGGGCGCCGUGGAGGCCCUCAAGGACCAAGCCGGGCUCUGCCGCUGGAACUAUGCCCUCAAGUCCAUCCACCGGGCAGCCAAGGCCAACGUCUGCGGCGGCAUCUCGCAGGGCACCAAGCAGCUUCUGGCCUCCGCGUCGGCCGUGGCGGAGCGGCGGCGAGCGGAGAAGGCCGAGGAGGGGCUGAGGACCGUGAUGUACCUCAGCUGCUGGGGCCCAAAUUAG
Messenger RNA from Triticum turgidum subsp. durum (durum wheat), 267 nucleotides. NCBI's taxonomy places the organism in Eukaryota, Viridiplantae, Streptophyta, Magnoliopsida, Poales, Poaceae. The record is from the annotation of a GenBank genome assembly.